Molecule: messenger RNA, 2563 nt
Organism: Penaeus monodon (black tiger shrimp)
Lineage: Eukaryota; Metazoa; Arthropoda; Malacostraca; Decapoda; Penaeidae
Product: mitochondrial import inner membrane translocase subunit TIM44-like
Exons: 10
Coding region: 1-1356 (451 amino acids)
Biological process (GO): protein import into mitochondrial matrix
Cellular component (GO): mitochondrial inner membrane
Molecular function (GO): protein-folding chaperone binding
Source: RefSeq, a predicted model, not a curated record
AUGGCAAUGGAGGAAAACAGGGUUAAAGCUUUUAGAAUGUUUAACACUUUUGAGACUAACGGGAUGUUAAAGAAGGAUCUCAUAGUACCUUUAAAGUUUCAACACCUAAUAGAAGUUCACACAUUGCAGAGAUUUUACAGUGCCACCCCUCCACCACAAAGACCACCAACAUUCUUAGGGAAAAUUAUCGAGAAUCUCCGAGAAGAAAUGUCAAGGAAUCAGAAGAUGAAAGAGAGCUUGAAGGAAUUCAGAAAAGAUAUGGAAAAACUUGAGAAAUCUGAAGCCUUACAGAAAGCCAGGGAAAAAUACCAUUCUGUUGAGGAGGAAACAGCAGAAGGAAGCAAAAAGGCUAAGCAGCAGCUAGAAUUUUUGAAGAAACGUGUUUCAGAAACAGUUGAAGAAGCUCAGAAGGCAGAAAUCCUUCAGAAAGCCUCAAAAAUGACAGAAGAAGCAACAAGGCAGGCACAAAAGGUUGGCCAGACCAUUUCACAAAAAGGAGAGGAAUUAAGCAAGACCCAGACAUUCAAAACCAUCUCCGAGACCGCCAAGGCUGUGAAAGAGGAGAUCGACCACUCCACAUUUGGUGGUGCCGGAGCUAGGGUCUACAGAGCUCCGAGGGUGCUUAGGAAAAGAGUAGAGCGAGACCCUGAAGCAGAACAGAGGAUUAUUCAGGCUAAUACAGAGGCAAGUGGUAUGGUUCUGCACAAGGACUCUCAAUUUGCUCAAAGUUGGCAAAAUUUCAAGGACAAUAACCCAUAUGUUAACAGAGUAUUGAUAUGGAAAACAAAAUUGGAUGAGAGUGAUAAUCCAGUUGUCCGUGCUUCAAUGCUAGUGAAAGAUAAGGUAUCUGAAUUAUUUGGCGGAGUCUUCCAGCGUACAGAGCUCUCAGAAGCUUUGACUGAGAUAUGCAAAAUGGACCCAACAUUCGACAAAGAACGGUUUCUUCUUGAAUGUGAAUAUGAUAUGAUUCCAAAUGUUUUAGAAGCUAUGAUCAGACCAGAUCUAGAGGUUCUCAAGGACUGGUGUUAUGAGCGAGCCUUUUCUGUAUUAGCAACACCUGUGAAGCAAGCUUAUCAACUAGGUUUCAAAUUUGACUCAAAGGUUUUAGAUGUUGACAAUGUGGACUUGGUCAUGGGAAAAGUUAUGGAUGAGGGACCAGUCCUCGCUAUUUCCUUCCAGUCACAACAGAUCAUGUGUCUACGAAAUCAAAAGGGGGAGGUUGUGGAAGGGGAUCCAAGCAAGGUGCUACGCGUUCAGUAUGUUUGGGUGUUGUGUCGAGACCAGACAGAGCUAGAUUCCAGGGCUGCUUGGAGGAUACUUGAUUUGUCAGCACAGAGUACAGAGCAGUUUGUAUAGUGAAUCAAUUUAGGCUGCAUAAUUUCUUUAUAGGAAAUUGUAAAUUAUUUAGUUAAUGGGCACAAUUAUAUUUUUUCCCCUAGAACAAAAUGUUAAAAUGUGGGCCACCUAGUAUGGCCAAUGAUAUAUGCAUUUGGAAAUUACUAAUAUGUAAAGCUACAUAUUGUUGAACGAAGUUAGGACAUACACACGUUGUGAUAUACACAUACAGAAAUAGUUUAGAGACAAUUUCCUUCAGAUUGAAGAUAUUUUGAAGUCUAUAUGGAAAACUGAUAUUUAUACUGUUAUGUAUGUGAAAAUUACAGAUAUUCUUUUAUAAACUAAAAGCUUGUUUUCAGUAUCCUUAUUAUUAUCUUGAGAUCUGUAUGUUCAGACUGUCAGAGGAAGAUUCAACCAUUAACUGCUCAUGAUUUAUGUAUAGCUAACAGGGAAUCAUAUGAUGUUUCAACAUUUUCAACAUUGUGUAUAUAUUUCAAGUUAGCAAAUGCCUUCCAGUGAGACCUAAAUGAAAUUACACUCGUGUCUGUUAUAAUGUAAAGGAUGAACUUCACAAUGUAAUUUGGCAGGCAGGAAAAGGAUGAUUAAGAGCUUCCACCUAUGUUGUUAAUGAUAUUUACAAAGUAUGGGGUUUCUUUGUUGAAGUGACAUUUCUUUUUAAGAGACCUGAUAGAUACCCACAGAAGAAAUCAUCACAAGUAGAAAGUUUUAGGGAAAUGCUAGUGCAAAUGUAAUUAACUAGGGUACCUCAAGACCUUUUUUGUGAAACCAAGUUACUCAAAAUGACAAUCUAAUGUGUAACUAAUUGAGAAUUGUUUUUUUUUUUUUUAUUUACUUGUUUUUCUUGCUAUUUAUUAUGUUAAUGAUAUCAGAAAAUGAUUAGCCGAAAAAUUAUAAACAUUCCCAAAUUCAUAUAAUGCGUGAUUUGUAUUUUUUCAAGGAUUUUGUUUGUUUAAAUGCUUCACCGAUUACAGGAAAAAAGGUUCCUUUAAUUUUGAAGAUGGGGGAUAUCACUUUUUGGAUUUGUAAUGGGAUUAACAUGAUUUGGUCAUUUCUUCACACUUGUUCACUUCACUAUGUACAUAUUUAUCACAAAGAGUACUGCUCUUUGUUAUCAUCUAUGUAAUCAUAGAAGUCAUUUAUGAUUUCAGGGUUUGUUAAAGUAAAACACAGUUGAUAUUGUAAAUAUGUAAUAUACGUUGUUUUGAAA